AUGAAGGGGGAGAAACAAGAUGAUUACUCUCUUAUAAUACCACUACUUGUUAACAAUGGAGAUGUUGGAACGAAGGUAAAAGAAGAGCAAUACACCAACAACACAACCACAGGAACAGCUUCUUUCAUCAGUACUUGUUUCAAUGCUCUCAAUGCUCUCUCAGGAGUCGGAAUACUCUCGAUUCCAUACGCAUUGGCAUCAGGAGGGUGGUUGACCUUAAUUCUCCUUCUCGUAAUUGCCAGCUCAACCUUCUUUACAGGAUUAUUAAUCCAAAGAUGCAUGGAUUCAGAUCCAACAAUAAGAACGUAUCCCGACAUAGGGGAACGAGCAUUCGGGAAAGCAGGGAGAACUCUAAUAUCAAUCUCCAUGAACAUAGAACUCUACUUAGUCGCAACAGGCUUCUUGAUCCUAGAAGGCGAUAAUUUAUGCAAAUUAUUCCCAGAUAUAGAUUUUGAUAUUUAUGGCACUCGUAUUGGAUCCAAAACUGCAUUUAUUGUCAUUAUUGUAAUCCUUAUACUCCCUACAAGUUUGUUAAACGACAUGAGUAUUCUAUCAUACAUAUCAGCCAGUGGAGUUCUAGCUUCUGUCAUCAUCCUAUCCUCCGUCUUUUGGGCCGGUGCCUUUGAUGGUAUCGGUUUUCAAGAAAAGGGUAAUUUCGUCAAAUGGAAUGGAGUCCCAUCGGCUAUUAGCUUAUAUGCAUUUUGCUACUGUGCUCAUCCCGUUUUUCCCACCCUAUAUACUUCAAUGAAAAACCAACGCCAAUUCUCAAAGGUCUUGUUCUUUUGUUUUGCCUUUUCUACGAUUACUUACUCAUUAAUGGCAGUUAUAGGUUACCUUAUGUUUGGGUCGAAAGUAGAGUCAGAGAUUACGUUAAAUCUCCCUACCAACAAGAUAAGCUCAAGGGUGGCAAUAUUCACCACCCUCGUUACUCCCAUAGCUAAAUAUGCUCUAAUGUUAACUCCAAUUGUCGAUACUAUUGAAACACAGUUUCAAUCUUUUUGCAACAAAAGGAAGUGUAGCUUUCUUAUUAGAACAAUCUUGAUGAUAAGUACUGUGGUUGUGGCCAUGUUUGUUCCUUUCUUUGGGAAUCUAAUGUCACUCGUGGGAGCGCUCUUAAGUGCCACGGCUUCGAUAACAAUACCAUGCUUGUGCUACUUAAAGAUUUCAGGGAUUUACAAGAGAAUUGGGAUGGAAAUGAUUAUUGUUUGGUUCGUUGGCUUAAUUGGUUUGAUAGUAGCAGUUGUGGGUACUUAUGUAUCGUUAGUAGAUUUAAAGACCCAUCUAUUUGUAGCUAUUUGAGUUUAGAGCUAUGUUAGUUUAUAAAAUUUUUGGAUGGAACAAUUGAUUAGUCAAGGUACUAAGGCAUCUUCGA
Molecule: messenger RNA, 1372 nt
Organism: Lactuca sativa (garden lettuce)
Lineage: Eukaryota; Viridiplantae; Streptophyta; Magnoliopsida; Asterales; Asteraceae
Source: RefSeq, a predicted model, not a curated record